Amaranthus tricolor (Joseph's coat) is the source of this 1853-nucleotide messenger RNA. Its product is annotated as glycosyltransferase BC10. Gene Ontology annotation, cellular component: membrane. The transcript has a single exon. The record is from RefSeq and is a predicted model, not a curated record. Bases 196 to 1488 code for a protein of 430 amino acids. NCBI's taxonomy places the organism in Eukaryota, Viridiplantae, Streptophyta, Magnoliopsida, Caryophyllales, Amaranthaceae. Gene Ontology annotation, molecular function: glycosyltransferase activity.
UUUUGCACUCUCAUAUAUUUGGACAAUAGCAUAUUAUUUUCACAAUAAUAAAGAUCAAAAAGCAUCAAGUGUAUCUUUUCCCUUUAUACUAUACUCUCAUCCUCCAUUCUUUUUCAUUCUUUGAUUCCAUCAAAACUUUUCUUUUUCAUUCCUUCAAAGCUCUAACAUUAAUGGAAUAAUGUGAAUUAACUAGAGAUGCUUUACCCUAAUCCCUUCUCUCUCUUUUGUGCUAUCAUUCUCUGUUUUCCUCUGGCUCUUGUUCUCACCAUUACUUCUCAUACUUCCACCGUUAUCAUCCCUUCCAUCACUCACAACCGUGUCAUUUUAGCAACCAUUCUCCCUCCUCCACCACCACCAUCUCCGCCACCUCCGCCGCCGCCAUUCCCGCCACCUCCUCCUAAAACUUUUUCUAAACCCCAACCAAAAUUAUUUCAAUCCAAUAAUAGCAACCAAAAUACCAAUGAAACAACUUCUAACAAUGAUUUAUUUCCUAAAAUAUCAUCGUCACCACCACCACCUCUACCACCAUUACCUUCUGAUUAUUCAGAAGAUAUAGAGUUGCUCAAACGAGCUUCUCGGGUUAAUCCUAACCCCAGAAAAGGCCACCCGAAAAAGGUGGCGUUUCUAUUUUUAACUACUACUCCACUCCCAUUUGCAUCACUUUGGGAGCUCUUUUUUAAACAAAGUGGUAAAAAAGCUAAUCAACAAUACAAUGUGUAUAUACACGCAGACCCUAAAGCCAGAUACAACCAUCCAUUUACAGGUGUGUUUUCUAAGCGCGUCAUACCAUCUUCCAAACCCACGCGUCGCAAUACUCCAACACUAAUCACGGCGGCUCGCCGUUUGUUAUCUCACGCGCUUUUAGACGACCCGGAUAAUUAUAUGUUCACACUUCUUUCGGGCUCGUGUAUUCCUCUCCAUUCAUUUAACUUUACCUACAACACUCUGGUGAAUUCCGACAAGAGUUUUAUAGAGAUUUUAAGCAAUGAAACUACGGCAUACGGGAGGUGGACAGCGCGUGGGGAAUUCCAAAUGCUUCCUGAGGUACCCUUUGAAGAUUUUCGAAUAGGGUCGCAGUUUUGGUCACUCACGCGCCGUCAUGCGCGCGUGGUGGUGCAAGAUGUGAGGUUAUGGCGGAAAUUUAGGAUGCCAUGUUUAACGGUUAGCACGUGCUAUCCUGAAGAGAAUUACUUCCCUACGUUGCUGUCUAUGGUGGACCCUAAUGGUGUUAUCCCUGCCACGCUUACUAACGUCAACUGGGUAGGACAGUACGAUGGUCACCCGCGGACUUAUAAUGUAUCAGAUGUAGACCCAGGAUUGAUCCGAUGGUUGAGGGAGAGUAGACCAAGGUAUGGUGAUUUGGGGAUUAACGGUUCUGAUUUGGCUGGGAUAGAUAGGUGGGACCCGUUCUUGUUUGCUAGGAAAUUUGCACCAAAUUGUGUAGAGUCUUUGUUGAAAUUAGCUAAGGGUAUCCUCUUCAAAGAUUAGGAUGUCUCAGAAAUCAAAAAAAAAAAUGAAAAGAAAAGAAAAGAAAAGAAAAAAGAAAGAAAAUGCAAGUGUGAAUUUUUUUUAUAUUUUUAAUUUUUUUUUGGUAAAGUUUAAUUAGUGUGAAAUGUGAAUGAAUAUGUAUUAGAAAUAAAAGAAAAGACAAAGUGUUUAUAUUUAGUUUUUAUCUUUCUAUGUUUAGAUAUUUUUAAAGUUAAACUUUGUGCUUUUGAAGGAGUAUGAGUAUGAGUGAAUGUAAAUGACUUUUACUUGGAGGCCAAAUUGGAAUUUUAGAUUGGCUGAAAAUUUGUAAAUCAAUCUUGUAAAAAUAUUUUAAAUGAGAAAAGUGGAAAAUCUUGUCUUGUUCU